Messenger RNA from Epinephelus moara (kelp grouper), 2935 nucleotides. Its product is annotated as acetylcholinesterase-like. Gene Ontology annotation, biological process: choline metabolic process; acetylcholine catabolic process. The coding region runs from base 130 to 1905 and encodes 591 amino acids. Gene Ontology annotation, cellular component: plasma membrane. The record is from RefSeq and is a predicted model, not a curated record. The transcript is spliced from 10 exons. Gene Ontology annotation, molecular function: acetylcholinesterase activity. NCBI's taxonomy places the organism in Eukaryota, Metazoa, Chordata, Actinopteri, Perciformes, Serranidae.
GGGUGACGCACAGGGACAGCCCCGCACAUACAGGACAGAAGGAUCGUGUCCACGCCUUCUUCAUCCCAUCAAUGCUGUGUCCACAUUCACUCCUGCCAGACACACAACUGCAACUGACAAGGAUUUUCCAUGGCGACAAUCUCUCCUUGCACACGCCUCGCGCUUCUCCUUCUGUUGCCUCAUUUCCUGACUCUAUCACUCGCAGCUGAAGAUGACCUCGUAAUCGACACUAGGCAUGGGAAAGUUCAAGGGAAGUUGCUUUCAGUGCCGGGGGGUGAUGUUAGAGCAUUUUUGGGAAUUCCUUAUGGGAAACCACCUCUGGGGAAACUGAGAUUUAGAGCCCCACAGCCUGUAGAGAGAUGGGAAGGAGUGAGGGAUGCCACCAAAUACUCAAAUUCCUGCUACCAGGUGCCGGAUUCGAGCUUUCCAGGGUUCAAAGGCGAAGAGAUGUGGAAUCCAAACACUCCUUUAAGUGAGGACUGUCUAUACCUAAACGUCUGGUCCCCACGUAUCAACAAAACCCAGCCUCAGCCCAUGCCACUGGCUCCUGUCCUUGUCUGGAUCUAUGGAGGCGGGUUUUAUUCAGGAACCUCCUCUCUGGACGUAUAUGAUGGUCGCUUCUUGAGUAAAUCUGAAGGUGUUGUUGUGGUAUCAAUGAAUUAUAGACUCGGUGCUUUGGGUUUCCUGUCUAUUCCUGACAACAAGAACAUCCAGAGCAAUGUAGGCCUGCGGGACCAGCACUUUGCCCUCCAAUGGGUAGCCGACAAUAUAGCUGCUUUUGGAGGUGAUCCCACAAAGGUGACUCUGUUUGGGGAGAGUGCUGGGUCAGCAUCUGUGGGCUACCAACUACUCUCCCCAGGCAGCCAAAGGCUUUUUCAAAGGGCUGUGAUGCAGAGUGGGUCUCCUAAUGCAUACUGGGCCGGGGUCAGCCAGACUGAGAUUUGGAGCAGGUCCAUGAAGCUAGUGACGUUACUGGGAUGUCCCACAUCCCCUCCGUCUGAUAUGGAAGCUUGUCUGCUGCAGGCUAAUCCUAAGACAAUCACAUCAAAGCAAAACGAUGUUGCACCGCUUACGCUUACACCCUUUGUCCCUCAUGUUGACGGAGACUUCCUACCUGAUAAAGUUGAAGCGUUGCUUAGUAGUGGUACCCUUCUAAAGAAAGAUGUGAUGUUUGGCUUAAACAAGGAUGAAGGGACUCCCCUCCUGCUGUAUGGAUAUCCUGGAUUUAGCCUCACCGGUCAGAGUCUCAUCAGCAGGCAUGAGUUUGUGAGUGGAGUGGAACUUGCAUUGGUACAUUUGAGUGAUGUCUCAAGAGAUGCGGCCAUUUUCCACUACACUGAUUGGACAGAUGAGAAUGACAAGAUGAAAAAUCGAGACUUGCUGGGUCGUCUGGUUGGAGACCAUAUGUUCUAUUGUCCUGUGCUAGACUUUGCUCACAGGUAUGUGCAGCGUGGCGGUCCGGCGUACCUGUAUUUAUUUGACCACCGAUCAUCCGUGAAUCCUUGGCCAGAGUGGAUGGGCGCUAUGCACGGCUACGAGAUAGAAUUUGUCUUCGGAAUGCCUCUAAAUGCGUCCCUGGGAUAUACGAAGAAUGAAGUAAACAUGACCAAGAAGUUUAUGAAACACUGGGCCAACUUUGCCCGGACAGGGAAUCCAGGCAUUGACGGAGCUACCUGGCCACUGUUCACCCCUGAACGGCAGGAAUAUGUCACUCUGAACUACAACCAACCAGAACAAAAGAGGAUGCUGAGAGCUGAAGAGAAUCACCUGUGGAAUACACUAAUGCCAAAACUACAGAAAGUCUCAGAUGAUCUUCUGUCUUGUGUAACGGGAAAUGGGCUUACACUCCACUGUAACUACACCCUCCUCCUCCUCCUUCUGUUGGUUAUAACUUUAACCUACUGAUAGAGGGAAGAGACCUGUGUUCUGUAAGCCAUAUACAACAGUUUAUAUGAAAUAAUGGGCAGAACGAAUGAACAAAGUGUAUUGUUAAUUUAAACAAAUGCUCCUAUUUGCUGCAGCUGUUCCUACAAUAACCAGCAUUUACAGUCAUUUCUUAAUUUAAAGAUGCAGCUGCUCCUGUGUCACAGUAGCUACGUGCUUCCCAGGGGCCUGAUUACAGAAAAAAAUAUCUAACUGCUUGUCCUAUCUUCCUAUUACAAAAGCAAUUUCUAAACUCAGGGCUGUGUUCUAUCCUAUCUCAGACUUACCUAUCUUACCUUAAGAAACUAUAAGUAUAAAUUUGAUUCUUCAAUUGCACUGUUCCUGUCAUGUCUGUAUAUAUGUUCAGAAUGUACGCGAGACUGCCUGCAUCUUUGAGCCUGUAUAUUUCUGGUAUUAUACCUGCACCCGUAUCUCCAGCUGACCACUUGUUUUCGGAUUCUGUUACUGUCUAUGUCACUUGCACUAGAAGUUCUACAGACCCUGCACAUAGUUAUUACAUCCACACUCUCACUAGCUGGAGAAAUUGCUUUCAGUAGAAUCCAACACAUCUACUUUCACAGGGCAAAAUAAUGGAUGGUCAUGCAACACGUAUUCCAACUCAUCAUAAAAUGGGAAAUCUAGAGCGUUAGCACGUGGUCACCAAAACAACCACCAUGUCCUGCACUGAUUAUGUAGUUCUUGCUAGGGACUCAUCAGGAUGCAUCGGGAUAUCUUACUAUAUAAUGACAAAAACUCUGUCUGUGUGUCUGUUCCACGUUUUUCUCCUCACUGACUUGGUCAACCCAUGUGAAAUUUGCCACAGUGGUAGAGGGUCAUGGGAGUAUGCAAAUGGGGCAAUAUUACAUCAAUUGGCCAAAGAGGGGCGCUAUAGCAACCGAUUGAAAUUGCAAACUUUGAAUGGCCAUAUCUCAUGCCCCAUAUGUCGUAGAGACAUGAAACUUUGCACAGAGAUACCUCUCCUCAUGAGGAACAAAUUUGCCUCAAGAACCCA